This is a messenger RNA of Empidonax traillii (willow flycatcher), 1851 nucleotides long. RefSeq names its product maestro heat-like repeat-containing protein family member 7. Gene Ontology annotation, cellular component: cytoplasm. The record is from RefSeq and is a predicted model, not a curated record. The transcript is spliced from 11 exons. The coding region runs from base 1 to 1851 and encodes 616 amino acids. NCBI's taxonomy places the organism in Eukaryota, Metazoa, Chordata, Aves, Passeriformes, Tyrannidae.
AUGGCCAAGGAUGACAUCACACUGAUGCCACUUGAUGGCACAACAGACUCCGACGUGGCACCGAUGGACGGCUCAGCAAAGCCUGACUCCACUGUGGCUGGAGACAUAACCGGCACUGACACCGAGAUCGUGGCCAAGGCUGACAUCACACCAGUGCCGAUUGAUGGCACUUCAGGCUCAGCCACAGAACUGAUGGAUGGGACAGAAACCCCUGAGACUGCCUUGACCGCUGAUACAGUCAAUGAUAAAACAGAACCAACUGAUCUCAUGGCGAAUGAUGAUGUCACAACUGAGAGCAUCGAAAAGGCUGACACCACGCCCACUCAGAGUGUCCCUGAUGCUCCCCAUCUGGAAAUUUUUGAGGAGAAAGGUGUCUCCAGAAUGAAGGAAGUGCCGGCCAUUGUGAGAUCCAUCCACCAGCGCCUCACAUCCCACAUGUCUCCAGAUGUCAGGAUGCACACUGACAUCCGCAGGCUGGCUGAGGCACACCCUCGUGAGAUGGUGACAACUCUUCUGUGCUGUGCCCCAGCAUGUGACAGAGCUGCUGCAGUGAUGUGGAGCAGCAUCGCCUCCUCAAGAACAGCAACGGAGAAGGUGCUGCCCACACUGCUUGGAGCAAUGGAUGACUGGCCAGUGCACGGCAUGUUCUCCUCUGAUAGCAACAACACACACGUCUCUUCCCUGGCUGCCUUGGGCUCCAAAUGUGACUGGGGGCCGGUUCAGGGGCACCAGGCUGGCUGCUUCCCCUGGGACUCCCCUGGCCUCUCCCUCCCACGCUCGAGCCCUGCCACAUGGACAUCUCACACUGAGCACUGUCUCUAUGUGGCUUUAUUGCAGGCAACCCUGGCACUGCGGCUCAUCAUCCAGGAGCCCAAGUGCCAAGAUGCAGUUUUCAAUUAUGUCCCCCAUCUUCUUGUGGCUUUGCUCAUCCAAAUUUCCAUGAGCACAGACCAGAUGCCAGAAGAGGUCAAUGCUUUCUGGAGGGGAUGCCAGGAGGAACAUGGCCUUCCCGCCAACCCCAACAGGUUUGCAGUACAGACCCUGAAGGCUCUGCUCUGCUGCCUGCACUGGGAGAAUGAGGUGGUGGCCAUUGAACGGAAGCGUGGCUGGGAGACACUUCUUUAUUCUGACACCCAUUACUAUGCAGUGGGGCUGCUGGCCAGGGAGAUGCGCCAAGUGUUGGUGCCCUUCCAUUCUGAGAUGGCAAUUCACCUGCUCGGGCUGCUCAACAGGGAGGAGCCCCUCUGGGAGCUCCCUGCCCUUGCGUUCUUUGUAGAGGUCCUGGACUAUCUGGAUGGGAGAAAGUGUCGUGAGAGUGUCCUGCCCAUCCUCUCAAGGAACCUGCAGAGCCAGUGCCCUGAGCGGCGGCGCCUGGCACUGAGAGGGCUCCUUGUUCUCAGUGUGGAUCCCUCGAUGGCCGAAAGCAUCUGCAGCCUGGCUGAAAGCCUCCUGGAGCUGCUGUAUCAGGCAGAUGGAGAGCUGGUCGAGAUGACCCUCUCUGUCUUCCUGAAUGUGCUCCGGAAUGGAGAUCUUCAGGCAUUUGGCUGCGCUGCUCCAAAGCUGGCUGAGACACUCCAGCCACUGUUUGACAAUGACAACAGCCAUGUGCAGCUGCUCUCCAUUCGCCUCUUCCAAGAGGUGAUGGAGUUGGUAGCGAAAGAGAGAAAGACGGAGGUGUGCCAGGUCAUGCUCCCAUUCUUCCACUGGGAUGAUGAGAAGCAGUGUGGGGCAGAGGUGCCAGCCAUUGUGAGGUACAUCCACCAGUGCCUCACCUUCCACCUGUCUCCAGAUGUCAGGCAGCACAUUGACAUCCGCAGGCUCGCUGACAGAAACCCUCAUGAGGUCCCCUGA